GAGAGAGAGAGGGAGAGAGAGAAGCAAGUAUUGUUCAGAGAGAAAUCUACGCUAUGGCGACCGACGGAGAAGAAUCCACUACCAUGGCGACGAAGCAGAAGAAGCUGUCCGUGGGAGAUUAUCUCGGUUUCAUUGAAGACCGCACUCUUGAUCUUACCGUCUCCCAGCUCGCUCAGUUUUAUUGCUCUUGUGUUGGUGUCAUUGGCUGCUUCUCAUAGAAAUAUCUGUUUAGGGUCUACUGGGGACACAAGCUUAAGGCUGGAGGAGGUGAUAAAGGACCUCAAAGACCUGAACUGGCAGGAGUGCCACAUCACCUCUCUGCUGACCGUGCCUGAAUCCUCGGUUACACGGAAAAGAGACAACGGGUCGAGGAAGAAGCCGACUAAGAGCGGAGGUGGAGAUUCUGUUAUUUCGGGUGGUACAACUACUGCUGCAGAGAGUACCACAGAGGGUUUGGUGAAUCCAGGAGCGUCGGUUAAUCGGAAAAGAGCCAAGGGAAAGAAAGCGACUAAGACCAGAUCUAUUGAGGCAAUUAAUUCGGAAGGUGCGAUUGUUGGUGCAGAGAGUACUACCGAGGAUUUGGUGUAUCCAGGGAGUCCCUUGGCCGUAAGGCACCCUACUUCCCCACCAAUAGCGCAUCUUGUGGAUGAGUACCGCAAACGCCACCGUUCGGAAAACGUAAAAAGGAAUUCGGAAUUUGUGUCGAUACUUUUUGUGAACUUUGAAUUUCUGGCUGAAGAUCGUAAAAUUGCGACAGUGGGUACCACUAGCUUUCUAAUA
This is a messenger RNA of Striga asiatica, 780 nucleotides long. The record is from the annotation of a GenBank genome assembly. NCBI's taxonomy places the organism in Eukaryota, Viridiplantae, Streptophyta, Magnoliopsida, Lamiales, Orobanchaceae.